Brassica rapa (field mustard) is the source of this 5669-nucleotide messenger RNA. Its product is annotated as decapping 5-like protein. Gene Ontology annotation, molecular function: mRNA binding. Gene Ontology annotation, biological process: P-body assembly; cytoplasmic stress granule assembly. The record is from RefSeq and is a predicted model, not a curated record. NCBI's taxonomy places the organism in Eukaryota, Viridiplantae, Streptophyta, Magnoliopsida, Brassicales, Brassicaceae. Gene Ontology annotation, cellular component: P-body.
UAUGUAUUAUGUAAUCACCUUUUUAGUUUUGACAUUUGCAGUACAAAAGAAAGAGAUCAUGUAAGAAUAUAUUGAUAUAUGAGUUCUGCGACUAAUAGAAUCACAGCCAAUAGUUUACCAUUCACUAGUUUACCUUUUUUUAUGGUUCUACACUUCUACUUCUACCAUUCAAUUUGUUACUUGUGUAAACACUUUAAUUAUUAGAUAAUGCUAGUAAAAUAGCUGGUCAAAAGAAUUCAAUGCAUUUUUGUGAAAAGUAGAUGCCAAAUCGACGACAGUUGGAGACUUGGAGUAACCAAUUUUAAAAUUAUUUUAUUAAAUAGCGUAAGAAUUGCUAAAAGCCGAUUUUCUGAUCUUUUUCACGGACGACUAACCGAUUCCAUUCUGUCAAUGUGAUUAUUUAACUGCUGCAUAUAUGAUAUUAGAUGACUAUAAUAAUAAUUCUUGAAAUUAUGCAGCUGUAAAUUCUGAUUUUCAACUUGUAUUUCCUUUGGUAAAAUCGAAUUCUCGUAUUUAUUAAAUAUAUUUCAAUGUUGAACACGUCAUUCUAUUGGCGGAUUGAAGCACAUAGUACUACUACUCGUAUAAUUAUUUUGCCAAAAACAAAUUCUACUACUACUUGGAUUCAAACACAUUUGUUGCAUCAUCUAAUCACAACUCCGAACAAAAAAAAAAUCCUUUUUACCACUCCUCUCCUGAAGCUAGUGGUGAUGACAUGAGCUAUAGACUAUAGUUGAUUCGUUAGGUAAACCAUAGACGCUGAGCCGUAGGAUACUUAAUACUCUCUUGUGUGUAUGAUUCCUUUCUGCUCUGUACAUUACUCUGGCUGUAGUUUUUUUGUUAGUAAAAAUGUUAAGAAAACUGUUGUGGAUAAAAAAAAUUAUAGUGACUAACCCCAUUCUGAAAAGCUCUAUAUCCAGGAAACUUCAAAAAAUUUAUUUGGAGAGGUAUAGUACCACGCACCGAAAAAGUAUAGAAUCUGCGACCUCUAACAGUUAUCUGUGAGUAUUUCAAAGAACCACUGGACCACCUUGAUAUUUCACUCUGGCUGUUGUUGUUUCUGAGCUUACGAUAUGUAACAUUUUAAUUCAAGAGUUUAGAAGUGUAUUAUAUAUGGUUUGGAUCACGACCAAAAUAUCUUUCAACAGAUAAUUAACCACAAUUAUACAAAUAAUAGACUAUAGAUGAUUGACGAAUACAAUUAUAUUUAAUAUUGGGUUUACUGAAAUGUAAAAUAGUAAGCAAUAAAAUUAGGGUGUGUAUUAAGUUGUGGAUUUUAAGAUUUUUCUAGUCAUUUAAUUUAUAGUGUUUUGGUAAAACUAUUUUGGUUACAAAAAUAAAAAUUCAAAUCUCAUAGUUUAUACAAGAUUUUAGAAUGGUUUAAACAAAAUUAUAUUAAAUUCUCAAUUCACCUAAAACAAUCUAUAAAUUUAUUAAAAAUCAAAUCAUUCCAAACUAUAGACUGAAUACACUCUUUUGAAAUAACGUGUUGGUUAUUUGGACGCCAACAAACCGCAAUAUUUUGUUGUUGUUAGUUGUAUAUAACACAGAUAUACAUAAGUUAUAUACACAUAAUCGAAAUUGAAUCUGGAUAAUACUAUGGCCACAAUGUUAAUACAAUUUGAUUACUAGGAUGCAAAGCUAUUCUAAAUAAAUACUAUUUCUUUUGUGAGUAAAAUUAUCGUAUUUGAAUUUAUAAAUAAGUUGUUUAUUUUAUAUUUGCAUCUUGUUAAAGUAUCUUUAUUCAAUAUAUUCGUUAUAAGGUAAGACUAAGAGUGAUUGGAUAGUCAUUUUAGAAAAAAAAAAUAUAGAGUAAUUUUUUGUUACUCUAAUUCUUUCUAAACGUCACCAAUCACGUGGAAAAAGUAGAAAAAAAGUUUUACUCGCAUUCUUGCUGAGUGCUUGUCUUUUUGUGGUCAAUGACAUUAUUUUUCUACUUCGUAACGUGACACAUAACUAUUUUUUCUAUCAUUUUACCAAUCAGACUCUAAGAGUAUCUUUACUUGAUAAUCUUUGUUGCAGCAUGUCAGCAUUACUGUACUAGAAAGAUAAUAGCAUUCUGAAGUAUUAAACAUUUUUUUUCUAUUUAACUGAUUGUGAAGAAUAAACAGUCUGUCUAAGUGCAGAAAUGACUGUACAUAACUAUAUAUAUUGGUUGUUUAGUAGGCUGUAACCCACGAUUUUAAUUAUUAAUUUAAUAAGUAAAUUGAUUAACCAAGGACAAAUGAAAACAUAACAUACCCGCCAAAAAUAUCUAAUCAAAGAUUAAAUAAUUAGAAUUAUAUUAUAUUCAUCUGGAUAAGAAGCUUCGUGAAAUUCAUACAACUGUAUACUAAUAUUUCUUUUUCUUUUUGAUUUUCCGCAUGAUAACAAUCUAAUAACGACCAAACUAGAAUUUGUAAACAAUGUGGAUACAGUUCUGAACUCAGAACGUUUUUGAACCAUUUUUAUACAUUAAAAUAAUCGUAACCAAUAUUAUUUUAAGAUCAUAGAGUUAACUUAGUGGAAAUCCAUAAAAGAUCACAAUAGUUGCAAUUUAAAAGAAGCUUAAUAGAACAUUUAGUUAGAAAACGAAAAGCACAACCCAACAAGUCUUAUAGAUAAUGGACACGUCUUCUUGAGACAUAUGUUUUUAACUGUUGUCCGGUACCUUUUACAGCUUUUUCGUUAGUAUAAAAAAACCAUAAAAACCAAUACAAUUGGCAAGUGACAAAUCCAUUCUCCAAUCUUUACAUCUUAGUCGAAUUUAGGAUCAACUUAACCCAUAUUUAAUUAAUAUUAUGAAAAGAAAAAAGCCUCAUGUUCGCCAAGUGUUGAUACAUGAGAUGGAGAACACUGGACGCAAAAUAUGCAAGAAAUCAAGUCAAAGAUGUACCCGAGCUCCGGUGCCAAACUUGUCAAGCAGCCACUGUAACUCUUUAAGUUCUUCUGUGGCUUUUAACUCGCGAAAGUGGAUUGGACUUUUGAGUGCGAUCAACUGAAGAAAGGGGCCAAAAAAUCUCAAAAAAGUGUACUCAAACUUGAUCCGAUCUUCAUGUGAAAAUCUCAUUGUAAACUAUUUUGAAAUAUAAACUUGUUUUAGUGCUGUUUGAGACCAUUUCAUUUAAAAAGCGCUUUCUAUUUUAAAAUAUAAGUUUGUUGUUUUUGUUGUUUUUCUGUCAACAAGAUAUAUGUUCCCCUUUGUUUUCUUUUUGUAAUUGAUCCAUUUAGUUUUUUUUUUUUGCUAGAGUGGCUGAGACUUAAAUCUUGCACCAUGUAAAAUCUUCAAAUCAUUAUUAAUAUGAUAUUUAUAUUUCAGCAAAAUAAAAUAAAAUAAAAUAUGUUUCAUAUAAAAAUUAAACUAUUUUUUUGAAAAACUUGCAAAUACUUUUGGUAUCAUCACAAUCUUUCACAUUAUUGUCAUAAGCAUCGUAGGGAAAUAACUUAACAUACUUUUCGAAAGUCUUGUCCUAAUUAAAUUAGUGAACCGAAAUACUCCUUGUGAACCGGGCUGAUCCAAUUGAAUACUAUGUUUCAAAUUAAUACUGAAUCAAAAACAAUUGUGAGCUUAAAGAAGAUGGGCUUCAGGAAGGCCCAAAUAGACACUAAAGAUGGACCAACGGCACAGAGAUCUCCCCGCCUUUAAAAAUCACGACGGAGACGAACUCGAGCCACGACGGUUCCGAGAGAGAAAGAGACGAGAGAAAAUUUUCAAAAAUCAAACAUUGCAAGAACCCUAAUCGAUUACAGUCUCUGAUUCGUUCUACUUCGUCAUCGUUCCUUCUCCACUGAAAUGGCGAGUGAGAGUUCCCAAUCUGCCUCGCCGUCGCCAUCUCCAUCUCCGUCGAUGGGCGAUACGUUUGUAGGAAGCUUCAUCAGUCUAGUUUCUAACUCCGAGAUCCGUUACGAAGGCAUUCUCUACCAUCUCAAUGUCAAUGACUCCACGCUAGGUCUAAAGAACGUAAGAUCUUGUGGAACAGAGGGGAGGAAGAAAGAUGGGACGCAAGUUCCGCCAUCUGAUACUGUUUACGAUUACAUUCUUUUCCGCGGAAGUGACAUCAAGGAUCUGCAAGUUAACCCUUCUCCAUCUCCACAACCAAGACACCAGAUUCAGCGUGAACAUGACGUUAAUCAGUCCUCUCUUGCUAGGCCAACUAUGAGCUCUCCGCCUUCUGGAUAUGAUAGUGGCUAUGGUUUGGGGAGAGGAGCACAAUGGGUGCAAACACCUGCUUUGAGUAGUAAACCGGUUCCUGCUACACACCAUUCACCAGUCCCUUUAGGAUUCCAGCCUCCUCCAUCUAAUGCUGGAACAGAAUCACCAGCAAGCCUUAUUGGUUCAGCAAAUAGUUUUCAGGCUGCUCAAAGUAAUGCUGGUCUGUCUAUGCCCAUGCCUUCUUUUGUUCAAGGAAACAAACUACCUUCCACUGGUGUCCCUCCUGGUAUGAUGGGCCAGGCAGUUUCAUCAUCUGCUACGAAGCACAAUGAUCCUCAGAUUAUAGAUAUGUCUGCUUCACCAGUUAUGGGGUUAGUAGAUGAUGCAUCACAGGUUGUUACUCGUACACCCGACGUUGCUUCUGAUCAAGCAUACUCUUCUCCCCUUGGUCAAGCACAACGCCAUACUCCACCUGGCCUUGCUUCUUCACCACUUUCUGAAGCACAGCUUUCUGGUCCAUAUAUUCAGAACGGAUACCCCAUUGCACCCCAGGCUGUUGGUAAUGGUGUCUAUGACUCUCUGUCUAACCAUCAUAACCGAUCUAUACCUUAUAAUAUACCAGCUAUGACUUCUCACUCAGCUCCUGUAGUUCCUGGUCCGUUUUCGAAUUCGCCUCAGUCAUUUUCUGACAUGAAGCCAUUACUACAAUCUAGGCAGAUGAUCAAUAGGGGUCAAGAGAUGUUUGUUGCAACUAACCCGGUAUCAGUGGGUGUGCCAUCUCGAAGUCUUGCUACCACAUAUCAAGAGCCAUUGCUGCCUCUUGCGGCUACAGCUCAUCAGUCUCGGAUCCCCAGUUCUAGAAAUGAGUUCACUGAAGAAUUUGAUUUUGAGGCAAUGAACGAAAAGUUCAAUAAGAGUGAACUAUGGGGUUUUCUCGGUAAAAACAAUCACAGGGAAGAAACCGUAGUUGAGCCUACCGAAGAAGGGAAGGCAAAGCCUGCUUAUAACAAAGAUGACUUUUUCGAUACAAUCUCGUGCAAUCCCCUUGACCGUGUAGCAAGAAGCGGACAACAACAACUAGACAGCCAGUUUCCGGAGCAUAUGAGACAAAAUCCUGAGGCAUAUGGUAAUCAUUUUCAAAUGCCACUUCAACCACAACCGGGCCAGGGUGCAUAUCUCGCUGCGCAGACCAACUACAGAGGCGGAUAUGAUAAUAAUAAUAAUUACAGCAACAACUACUACUCGAAUUCUGGUUAUGGUUACUACUCUGGUGGGAGAGGCCGAGGCAGAAACACUCAUUUCUGAUUCUGAAUUUCUGUUUUCAUUAAGAAGGGAUUUGCUUGGUCACUCACACUUCCCUUCUCUUAACCGCUGUCUUUGAAACCCAAGAUUUGAUGGCAUAUCAUAUUGGCAAGUUCAUUUUCCUUUUUUUCUGUUUGAUGAGCUUUAGCCUCUAGGGAGAAUGUUAUUUGUUCUUCAAUGAAACAAAAAGUACUAUGAACCUUUUGGUAUAUGCAAAUCUUUAUUUAUACACUCU